AUGAAUAAACGUAAAUCAAGUCACGAAGUCAUCAAUCGUAGUAUCAAUAAUAAAAUAGAAUUAAAACGUGAAUUGGGCUUAUGGAGUGGUGUUUCUAUUACGAUUGGUACAAUCAUUGGAUCCGGUGUAUUUGUUACACCAAAAGGUGUAUUAGAGAAUAGUGGCCAAAGUCCUGGUAUCUCUAUCAUAAUAUGGAUUUUAUGCGGUAUCAUCUCAUUAUUGGGUUCAUUAUGUUAUGCUGAACUUGGUACUACGAUAACUCAUAGCGGUGGUGAUUAUAUGUACAUUAAAAAAGCAUUUGGUAAUUUACCGGCAUUUCUACAAUUAUGGGUGAAUCUUGUGGUAAUUCGACCAACAUCCACUGCAAUUUGUGCUUUCAGUUUUGCAUAUUACGCUCUCUAUCCAAUUUAUUCAAACUGUGAUCCACCACAUCUACUUAUUCUUAUUUUUUCAAUUUUAUCUAUAACAUUCUUGACAUGGAUAAAUAUCAUGAAAGUUCGUUGGGCUACAAGAAUUCAGAAUUUAUUUACAGCAGCUAAAUUAUUAGCAUUAACUGUCAUUAUUCUAUCUGGUUUAUAUGUUGUAUGUCAAGGUAGGCUAGAAAAUUUCGAAGAAUUUUGGCAACCUACUCGACCGAUUAAUCCAUCACGUAUUGCUCUUGCUUUCUAUUCUGGUUUAUUUGCUUAUGCUGGCUGGAAUUUUCUAAAUAUUAUUACUGAAGAACUACAAAAUCCUGAACAAAAUUUACCACGAUCUAUUUAUAUUAGUAUUACAAUAGUGACAUUUGUUUAUGUAUUAACAAAUAUGGCAUAUUUCAUUGUACUUCUACCAUAUGAAAUUAUUCAAUCGAAUGCAGUAGCUGUGACAUUUGCUGAUCGUUUAUACGGAAAAUUCUCAUGGAUAAUGUCAAUAUUCAUUUCAUUAUCAUGUUUUGGUGGUUUAAAUGGAAUUUUAUUCACAUCAGGCAGAUUGAAUUUCGUUGCAGCUAGAGAAGGUCAAUUGCCUACAUUGUUAGCAACAAUACAUGUUGAACACUUAACACCAGUACCAGCUAUAUUAUUAAAUUGUAUUUUAAGUUUAAUAAUGCUUAUUGUAUCAGAUUUAUUUACAUUGAUUAAUUAUGUAUCAUUCGUUCAAUGGUUAUCUGUUGCUGCUAGUAUAUUUGCAAUGUUAUAUCUUCGUCGUAGUCAACCUGAUAUUCUUAGACCUAUUCGUUUACCAUUAAUAAUUCCUAUUACAUUCUUAAUUGUUUGUAGUUUCUUGUUAAUUCUUCCAAUGUUUCAUAGACCGAAUGAAUUAUUUAUUGGUAUAAUUAUAAUUUUAUCUGGUAUACCAAUUUAUUUACUUGGUAUAGGAUGGAAACAAAAAUCUAAUUUAUUUAUACAGAAAUAUAAUUAUAUUACUAUCCAAUGUCAGAAAUCAAUGCAUGUAGUUUACCCGGAAUAA
Schistosoma margrebowiei is the source of this 1446-nucleotide messenger RNA. The record is from the annotation of a GenBank genome assembly. NCBI's taxonomy places the organism in Eukaryota, Metazoa, Platyhelminthes, Trematoda, Strigeidida, Schistosomatidae.